Molecule: messenger RNA, 814 nt
Organism: Anopheles gambiae (African malaria mosquito)
Lineage: Eukaryota; Metazoa; Arthropoda; Insecta; Diptera; Culicidae
Exons: 3
Coding region: 101-685 (194 amino acids)
Source: RefSeq, a predicted model, not a curated record
UGAACGUAAACCGAGCAUUUGUUUACAUUGGCCAUCAACGCAACGGCAACAAACGACGACGCUGCUGGAGCGAAAGUGCUUUACCAACUCGUACCCAAACAUGGACCAAAACGGAAAGUUAUCGUUUGCGGAAUUUAACCAAAAACUUUUAAAAUAUAUUUCAAACAGUGUUCAUUGCGAUGCGCAAGAGAAAGACAUUAUUUCGCGCUUUAAGAAACUGGUCGAACAGAGAGAUGCCUGCCUUGCACAACUGCAUAAGAAGAAAGAACUGGAACUGGUGUACUCGGAGGACAUUAAAGGUUUGCAACAGCAGCACGCGAAAGCAGUCGAAGUGUUGGAAGGUAUAGAAAAGAAAUGCAACCUUCUUGCGCUAGAGCAGCUGUCGAUUGAUGUCGCACAGCUGCCGCUGAAAGAAUCGACAGAACAGAAUAAACCGCAAGGAUCGACUGAUCCAUCACACCAAAUGAAUGAAAUGUUGCUUAACCGAUUUUUGCGUAAAUAUUGCAAUUUAUACGUGCAGUUCAACGCUUGCGGCAGUGGAAUUCGUGUCCUAUCGUUAGCCGACAAUCAAUAUUACGAGUUUUGUUUGAACGACACCACAAAUGUUGCAGAAUUGAGAGAACACAUCUGGUCCAACUUAGCUACCUCCAGUGGGCAUUUGAAUUCGUGGGAGAGUCUAUUGUAGUUUGUUCUGAUUUUUUUUAAAUAAUAGACUAAGUUUCAAUGCGUGUCUUAGCAGUAAGUGACGAUACAUCGAAAAUGGACGCAGACUAGCACAUUAUUGAAAUAAACAGUUAAUUUUUUGCCGAAAAAA